AUGGCCGCCCGCCCGGCCACGGACCGUCAGCAACAACGUCGCACGAGCCCGCCUGCUCCGACCACACCAAUGGAUCAUGUGCAGGAUGUAUUAUCACAGGUCACUCUGCCCUCCACGGAAGGCCCUGGCUCUCCCAUGGAUCCCAACUCCUCCUUCAAGACCGAGAUCAACGACGACAGACCAUCCGCCAUGGUCAUUCCCUCCUCCCUCACCCCGCCUCCCUCGUCGCAGCUCCCUGCCGCCGCCAACCGACGGAACAUGACCUUUUCACAAUCCCAGCUGACAGCACCCGUCUCCCCGCCCGCCACGAUACUAAACGCCCUGCGCGACCGCCCCAUCUCGUCCAUCUACUCCCCGCCAACCGCUGAGCAGAUUAGCGACGCCUCUGCCGACCAACUGCGCGAAAUGCUGCAAACGUGCAUCGCUGAAAACCACAAGUUCAAGAUGGAGACGGCCCAUCACAAGCUGCAGUUGAAGCUGCAGACCCUGCAGGCCGACGAGGAGUCUAAGCGUGCCGCCGUCGAGCAUGACAUGGUUCGCCGUCAAGUCGAUAUUCUUUGCUUGGCCGAGCACUCUAGACAUGCCAAGCGCGAAUUUGGCUCUCCCUCAGACGCCAUUACAUCCAAGUACUUGGACCUGAAGGCAUCAUACGAAGCGGCCCAGGAGGAAAUUGACAGCCUGCAUCGCCGGGUCCGCGCCGCGAAAAAGGUCAUUCAGCAAAAGGAAGACGAGACUACGAGCUUGGCCGACGAACGUGACGUACUCAUCAACCGCAUCCGCGAAAACCGAGAACACUUUCAUUCGCUCUGCAGCCCCGGCGGCAUAUUCCACGGAGCCCUCACCCCACGCCAAAGCUCACAUAUUCCCCAGGCGCGCAAUUCUGCUCGUGCGCACGGCACCGAGAACCAGCACGGUCUGAGCAUGAUUCUCCAGGCUAUGAACCAAGACAAUCAGAACAACAGUGCUCCCUCGACGCCUGCUCCGCUGCCGCGCACUACCCCUCGCCAAAACCGCAUGCACAGCCGCAACGCCCAGUCCAUGUCGUCCCUCCCGACCACACCAAUCAACAACCCCCGUGGCGCACACUCUGGCCUGUUGCCCUCCGCUCACCUGGUGCCACAGACUGAACCCCGAUAUAUGUACACGCAGAAAUACUUUGAGCCCGUCACGCCAGACCGACGGUAUGGUCGCAAGAGCCGCGAGAGCACCAUCUCCGCCGACGAGAGCGAGAAUACCGCCGCUGCACUGAGAGCAACGGAUCCGCGCACCAACGUGUCGAUGCGCAGCCAGGUUGACGUGGCAAACGAGACGGAUGUUUUUAGCAGUCAAGCCAGUCAAGCUGCCGCCGACCUCCUCCGCCGUCAUCCAGGUCAGAGCCUCGACGUAGCGAGCUCCGGCGACUCGCGUGACGGCAGUCCGAUUCAGCUUCCCGUGAAACCCGUCCUUGCCAAGGCCCGCUCCAGACUACCAGAUUCCAGCCGGUCAGAAAAGAGGCGAUUAUCUGGUUCCGAUGCCGAGGUGGCUGCGGCAAAGUCACGGCGCGAGCACGGGAGCCCGGCAAAAAAGGCCCGGACCGGCGUGGAUGCCAACGGUCGCCGCGUAGGACUCGGGAUUCAGUACCAGUAA
Molecule: messenger RNA, 1626 nt
Organism: Cordyceps militaris CM01
Lineage: Eukaryota; Fungi; Ascomycota; Sordariomycetes; Hypocreales; Cordycipitaceae
Exons: 1
Coding region: 1-1626 (541 amino acids)
Source: RefSeq, a predicted model, not a curated record